CUUGCUUGAUCGGAAAACGAAUUCCAAAGCGUCAUCCUAUGAACCCUCCAGGUACCGAGUAGAAUGCAAGCUUUCCCCGCAUUGUGUGCAUGGUCGAUGCCUCAGGCACCAAUGCUGUUUAGUCCUGUUGGCCCUCUGCGCUAGCCCAGCUGCUUCAGCCUCACGCGCCCCUUCCCCUCACCAACCUCAGUCCCUGUCUGAUGAUGCCACAACGUGGCUUUUGGCUCUUGGCUUUUGGCUCUGGCGUGAAGUACCGAGGUCCCAAACGAAGCGAACACCCGACUGAAUGACUGCCGAAUACGCAAUCUAGUCGACAAUGGAGAAUGUCGAUGUAUAUCCCCGACAGUGUAUACCCAGUGAAGAGUGUGCAUCGACACCCCGGGCCGACAGACAAUAGUCCGUCUCCCGAAACAGGACACUGAAAUGGCGACAAUCCCUGGGACUUACCGUCAUCAUGAUUACACAAUCGCGUGGAUCUCUGCACUACCCUUGGAGAUGGCGGCCGCGGUCGCAAUGCUUGACGAGAGACAUCCGGACUUACCCACUGAUCUGAGUGACAAUAAUAGCUAUAUCUUCGGCAGCAUAUACGGGCAUAAUAUUGUCAUCGUAUGUCUUCCUGCCGGGGUAUAUGGCACAACCUCAGCUGCAGUGAUCGCCAGUCAGGUCCAAUUUACCUUCAAAUCGAUCCGGUUCGGCUUGAUGGUCGGCAUCGGAGGUGCGGUUCCAUCACAAGACGACAUCCGGCUUGGCGAUGUGGUGGUCAGCAAGCCAACGAGAGAUUAUGGUGGCAUUGUGCAGUAUGACUACGGAAAGACUCUAAGCAACAACCGCUUCGAGAGAACCGGCAUGCUUAACAAACCACCGUCGGUACUCUUGACUGCGAUCUCUAGACUACAGGCGGAGCACAUGGUGAGGUCGAGCAAUAUCCCCGCCAUAUUGUCUGAUAUGGUAUGCAGGUACCCAAAAAUGAAAGACAGAUUCACCUACCGUGGUGCGGAGCAGGAUGUGCUGUUCGAGGCUGAUUAUGAUCAUGAAGACGUCGAGAGUACCUGCGCGAACUGUAACCCCAGCAGAAGGAAAAGUCGGCCCGAUCGAGGCUACGAUGUCCCCGUGAUUCAUUACGGCCUGAUUGCCUCCGCAAACCAGGUAAUGAAGAGUGGUCGUAUAAGAGAUCAACUAGCGAACGAAUUUGGGAUUCUCUGCUUCGAGAUGGAAGCAGCCGGCCUGAUGGAUAACUUCCCUUGCUUGGUGAUCCGAGGGAUCUGUGACUAUGCAGACUCUCAUAAAAAUAAGCAGUGGCAAGAGUACGCGGCUGCCACGGCGGCAGCAUAUACCAAGGAGCUUCUGUCCAUGAUUCAUACCAAGCAAGUGGUCGACAUGCCGUCACCUAGUGUGGCUUUGGAGCUGGCGCAAUACGGUCUUACGGCCCCAGUCGGCACGGAAACAUAUGCAGGCGAAAUAAGCAAAAGUCUCCACAUAGACAUCGGACAGCUACUCGAGCGGAUCUCGAACUAUGACCAUGACAAGGUUCACCGGAGACUUGCCUACAAGCGUCUUCCUGGAACAACUCAGUGGUUCCUGAACCAUGCAACAUUCAAAUCAUGGCUUACGGGGUUGGAUCAAUCCAGCCUCUGGUGUUCGGGGAAAAUUGGUUCAGGUAAAUCGAUCAUCGCGGCUUCCGUCGUUGAGGUUGUCAAGUAUCGCGCACUCGAGAAUUCCAGUUACCAUUGCCCUACAGUAUUUUUCUAUUGCGAAAACGAGCAUUCUGGCUCGUUACAGGCUUUCUACAUUCUCGCCAGUCUAAUCAGACAGUUAGCUCAGCUCUUGUACGAGUCGCAUCAGAGCUUUCCGCCAGAUGUCGCUCGUGAGCUGGAGCGUUUUUUUGGAAGAGACCGAAGGGUGCCAGACUAUGACGAUCUGCGAGAAAUAUUCAAUCUUCUCUUCUCAUACAUGCCAAACACAAUCUAUGUUCUUGACGGACUCGAUGCACUGGAACAGCAGGAGUGCCAGAAAAUGUUGCUGCUGAUUCGAGCGACCUUCAGUUCUGCCAGCCCGCCCAAUGGAUCAAAGAUUAUGCUGUCGAGUAGGAAUCACGUACCAGGCUACGUGAAUAUUGCUACAUUCAUGCCGUGGUUUCUCCGAAUUUCAACAUUCAAUCAUGUUACCCAGGAUAUCGAAUUCUAUAUCAAAGCCAGUAUUGAUGACAAGUCUAUGCUUAGAAAGCUUACCAGUGACUGUUCUCUACUGGAAGAGGUCAAACGCGUGCUUCUCGCCGAGGCCUCAGGAAUGUUUCUAUGGGUUUACCUUAUUCUCGAAAUCUUGUGGUCGACAUGCUUCACGGAUGCAGAGGUGCGCUCCGCUUUGCGUCGGCUUCCUAAAGGCUUGAAGGAAACGUAUAGGCUCUGUACUCAGCGAAUUUCCUCUGAUCCCAGGGCUGCGAAGGUUCUUAAAUGGUGGCCUUUGAUCUUCAUGAUACUUGUUGGGAUCACGCGAAAGUACCCCAGGACGAAUUUGUGCUCGGCUGCUGCGCUAAUCUCGUGGUGCUAGACCCUACUGAUGGCUGUGUUCGCUUCGCGCACUCGUCGGUCAAGAAGUUCCUUUUGAGUGAUCGAGCCGGCCAUGACGCCAGAUAUCUGGAGAGCGAGGCGCGGGGAAACCUCGAAUGUGGGGAGUUCUGUGUUGCUUAUCUCUCUUUCUCAAACUUUAGCUUACAGGUUGAGAAGCAAGGACGGGAUCACAAUUCAGCAGGCUCGGCAGUAGUCUCGCCAGCUUUGCUUGCCGGUGAAGCGAUGAAGUCCUCCU
Aspergillus japonicus CBS 114.51 is the source of this 2802-nucleotide messenger RNA. RefSeq names its product purine and uridine phosphorylase. Gene Ontology annotation, biological process: nucleoside metabolic process. NCBI's taxonomy places the organism in Eukaryota, Fungi, Ascomycota, Eurotiomycetes, Eurotiales, Aspergillaceae. Bases 424 to 2547 code for a protein of 707 amino acids. The record is from RefSeq and is a predicted model, not a curated record. The transcript has 3 exons. Gene Ontology annotation, molecular function: catalytic activity.